AUGACCAUCGACAUCGUAGCCAUUAUCUCGCCUAAGGCCGGUAAGGCCUCGCGGGUCGAAGAGCUGCUUCUGCAAGCAGCGCAAACAGUCAAAGCCAACGAGCCUGGUACACUGCGUUACCAUCUGCAACGUGAAACCAAAGGCGAUACCCCGGUUUUCGUUAUGCUAGAAACUUAUAAGGAUCAAGCCUCAAUAGCCGCGCAUGCGAAGAGCCCGGACUUCAAGGCCAUGGGUCAAACAAUGAAGAAAGAAGAUUUGUUGGCUGAGCCGAUGCGAGUUAUCUUCACGAAAGAGGUGGGCGGGUAUGCCAGCAAGCUGUAA
Boeremia exigua is the source of this 321-nucleotide messenger RNA. RefSeq lists its product as uncharacterized. The transcript is spliced from 3 exons. Lineage: Eukaryota; Fungi; Ascomycota; Dothideomycetes; Pleosporales; Didymellaceae. The record is from RefSeq and is a predicted model, not a curated record. Bases 1 to 321 code for a protein of 106 amino acids.